This is a messenger RNA of Brienomyrus brachyistius, 3021 nucleotides long. It is a transcript of the gene gpr184, whose product is annotated as G protein-coupled receptor 184. The transcript is spliced from 4 exons. The record is from RefSeq and is a predicted model, not a curated record. Lineage: Eukaryota; Metazoa; Chordata; Actinopteri; Osteoglossiformes; Mormyridae. Gene Ontology annotation, biological process: G protein-coupled receptor signaling pathway; G1/S transition of mitotic cell cycle; negative regulation of G2/M transition of mitotic cell cycle. Bases 1588 to 2769 code for a protein of 393 amino acids. Gene Ontology annotation, molecular function: G protein-coupled receptor activity. Gene Ontology annotation, cellular component: membrane.
AAGUUUGAGGGUACGUUCUGUUCGGUCUGCAUUGUUAUCUGACAGACUAAAAGCAAACAAGGCUGUGUACGAGCGAAUUGGAGUUCAUACAUCCUCGCAAGCAUGUGGUUUAUACAGAUAUAUACUAGACGUCACGACUAGCUUGGUUGUGGUGUGUACUGCUAUUUCUGUGUAAGUAACACCUCUUGUCUUUUUGGCUGUGUAUACCUCACUUCCUCUUUCUUAUUUGUCACUUUUUCAUAAAUUUGUUAAAGAAGUCAAUCUGUAGUUAAUAUACGAUACAUGUAAGCAUAUUUUUGUCAUCAUGGUUGCUAACUGCACCUGAAGGACAAAUUUACGAGUUUUAUGGCUGAAAAACAUUAAGUUAAGUUAAGUUAAGUUAAGUUGAAAGAGAUCACAUGCAUUUUCACAGAAUGGCUGUUGCUAAAAAUAAGAAUACAGCUCUGGAAAAAAUGAGUCCACUCCAUAUUUUUUUAAGAAUUUGCAUCGUUAAACCUCGGUUAACCGUGAUUCUGCUGGUAGAAGGCUAAUGCUGAGCAGCAGGUUGCUUCCAGGAGACACUGGGAAUGACCAGAAACCAGCCAGGUAGAGAGCGGAAGUGACUCUCUAAUGCCAGAGAUCCCAUAAAGCAAGAAAGAGGCCCUUCAUUAAUUAGAUAUAGGGAAGAACCAGGUUGGAGUUUACAAAAAAACCUAUAGUUUAUACAGAAGCACACCCAUAAAUUGAGAUAUAAGUGAAACAAAAAAUUGUACUCUGGUCUCUUAAUUUUUUCCAGAGUUGUAUUAUGUUGAAUCCCGAUCUCUGUACUCUUUUAGGCUACGUACACAUCAUCGGGCCGGAGUGACUCAAAUCAAAUUUUUUUUUGCCUUAAUGUGACACAAAUCUGAUUUUUUUCUGGGCCGUGUGGACACAGAAAUAUGAUCUUUCAAAUUAUAUGCAGUCCUAAAUCAGAUACGUAGCUGAUUCAUGGCCACGUGAUCAGAAUUUAUGCGGUUCUAUUUUUUUGCCUAAAUGCGUGGGCUGAGCUUCUCUUGAUGUCGGUGUCGCAGAAGACUCGUACAAAAUCAUAUCAAAGUGGGCAUUUGUUGCCGUUUUCUGGGACAGAUGCAUUUACAUUAUAUAGAUACAGGCUACUGUAUCUAUAUAACAUGAACGUAAAAAGUCAUGUUAACCUCAAAGAUGCAUGAUAUAUCAGUUACCAUAUUGGUAUUGGCCAACAUUCGAUAAAAAUCAAGAUAUUAGCAUUAGUCUGGUGUGCCAGUCAUGGCCACUAUUGCUAUUUAAGAUAUUUAAUCUUCAUCCAUAUUGAAAGUUACCAGCGCCAGAGCUAAAGACACAACUACUAUGAAAAUGGAGAUGAUUGUAUUGGACAAUCAGCCAUUUUCCAUAGUGGGAGGACGAGGGAUAUCAUCUGCUCAUUCAUCACUUAGAAGAGGUUUCAAAGCACGAGCGAGCAACAUGUUUAUAGUUCAUUACUACAUCUGGCCAACAGAUCAACUUUUUGUCAUUUUUCACAGGAUAAAAAUUGAUGUAAUGUCAUUCCACUAAUCUGCAUCAAACGCUAUAAUUGUCUCCGAUAACACUUUCAUGCUCCAUGUGGUCUGGAUUAUUUGCGUUUUACACAGCUUUGGGGAUCAACUCCAAGUUCAUACAAGAAGGCUCCGCCUACAAGGUGCGUGGCGUGCCGGUGAUGUCCAGCGCAGAUACGUAGUCGGGAUUAUUGGUCAGAUAAAGUUGGAUUACUACAGGGGGCUGAAUCCUUCCAUUCCACGCUCAUUGUACAUCUGUUUCCCCAUUAUGAACAACACCACCAACAAUACCUGUGUUGACCUGUCAAAUAACUCCAUCAGCAAUCUGCUAAUGGCCAUAUACAUUGUGGCCUUUGUGUUGGGUGUAGUCCUCAACUUGAUCACGUUGGGGCCCAUCGUGCAGCAGGUACGCAGCCACAAUGUUCUGGGGGUCUGCUUGUUGAACGUUGCCAUUUCGGACCUGCUUUACAUCUUCACCAUGCCCUUGUGGAUCCAUUACUAUUACAGUGAUCAUCGCUGGGAAAUGGGACAAAGGACUUGUCAGCUAGCUGGUUUCUUCUUCUACUCUAACAUGUAUAUCAGCAUUUACCUACUGUGCUGCAUCUCUGUGGACCGCUGUCUGACCAUCACCUACCCUCUGCAGGCCAGGGCAUUCCGGCGCCCAAGGUAUGCCUGGACUGUCUGCGGCUCUGUCAUUUUAAUUGUCAUGAUCAUACAUGCCCUGAUACUUGCUCUGGACAAUCGAAACACUCCCCUUGAUGGUAAGCUCCGCUGUUACGAACACCUCCCCAUGCCUUCGGAAGUAGCUCGCAUGAACCUCAUUCGAGCAAGCCUCGGCUUCCUCCUGCCACUUUUGGUGUUGGCCUCAUGCUACUGGCAGAUCUUUGGCAAGGUGCAUCGCAGUGAGACUCUGGACAAGCAGAGCAAACGCAAGGUCCAGCUUCUGUCCAUGGGUGUGAUUGUCAUCUUCUCCGUCUGCUUCGCUCCGUACCACCUGCUGCUCAUAGUGCGAUCCGUGGCCAUGUUGUUGAUGCAAGGGGAAAUGUAUUGUGCCUUUGAACAACAUACCUACUUCUACUUCUCCGUUGCACUGGCCAUAUCCAGCCUCAAUAGCGUGAUGGACCCUGUGCUCUACGUGCUCGUGAGCAAUGGGGUCAAGGAGGAACUGAGGGUAUAUUUUAUUCGAGGAAAGCGCGAGGACCCCUGCAGGUCGCAGCCUACAAUUGAAACGAAAACUUAACUCUACUGAGGAUGGACCAACCUCAAGACUUGACAGAGGUUGAACUUAUCUGAAUGCGUGGGACGCCAGUUUCUAAAUGAUCCAGAAUAUGGCAAGUAUUUGUAAAUUGUACUGAUGUAUAGUGCUUAUAUUAAAUAAACAAUUUUUAAUUCAGAAGCAUAUUGCAUUUAACAGUCUGACAUUGAAACAUGUUAUUUCAUAUUAUUUUUAUCUUUAUUAACACGUGGUAAGCAAUAAAAUGUAUGUGAAAUC